Cicer arietinum (chickpea) is the source of this 989-nucleotide messenger RNA. Its product is annotated as N-terminal acetyltransferase A complex catalytic subunit NAA10. Lineage: Eukaryota; Viridiplantae; Streptophyta; Magnoliopsida; Fabales; Fabaceae. Gene Ontology annotation, molecular function: protein N-terminal-serine acetyltransferase activity; protein-N-terminal-glutamate acetyltransferase activity. Gene Ontology annotation, biological process: N-terminal protein amino acid acetylation. Gene Ontology annotation, cellular component: NatA complex. The record is from RefSeq and is a predicted model, not a curated record.
UAUCAAACUCUUGGUUCAUAAUUCGGCACCUCUCUCUCUAAUCCUCUGUGUCGGAACUCCGAACCCUAACCCUAUCAACAGCGAAAUCAAACCUAGACAACAAUUCGGAACCCUAACCCUAUCAACAGCGAAAUCAAAACUCGACAACAAUGGUGUGCAUAAGAAAAGCAACAGUCAACGAUCUACUUGCGAUGCAGGCUUGCAAUCUAUUCUGUCUCCCUGAGAAUUACCAAAUGAAGUAUUAUCUCUAUCACAUCCUCUCUUGGCCUCAGCUUCUUUAUGUCGCGGAAGAUUACAACGGCCGUAUUGUUGGUUACGUUCUCGCCAAAAUGGAAGAGGAAACUAAUGAGUGUCAUGGUCAUAUUACUUCUCUCGCCGUUCUUCGUACUCAUCGGAAACUUGGUCUCGCUACCAAACUUAUGACAGCCGCACAAAAUGCUAUGGAACAGGUGUUUGGUGCCGAGUAUGUCUCGCUGCACGUUAGGAAGAGCAACCGUGCUGCUUUUAAUUUGUACACAGAGACCUUGGGGUACAAGAUUCAUGAUGUGGAGGCCAAGUAUUACGCUGAUGGCGAGGAUGCUUAUGACAUGAGGAAGCAACUCAAGGGGAAACAGAUUCAUCAACAUCAGCAUCAUCACCACCACCACCAUCAUGGCGGUGGUUGUUGUUCUGGUGACAUGAAAGCGGAGACCAAGGGGAACGCAAAAGCCAUUUGAUUGUGAGAGAAAUUUUUCUCCGUAUUGUUUUAUCUAGUCUAUUGAAUGUCUUUGUUGCGAAAACAAUUGGAGCUUUGUUGGCUAGUUUGGUAUUGACAAGAUCAUAAUUGGUGGUUGAAUAAUGUUGUCACUUGUUGUAGGCUUAUAUAGUUAUGUUUACUAUUUUGUCUCUUUACAAUGUGGAUUUUUUUUAUUUAAGAAUGCACUUGUUUGCGGUUCAUGUCAUGAUUCUUGAUUGGGUAUAGUUGCAUUCAAAUAUCUCUGUUUAUGUCA